AGACGAGCAGCUCAAAACGCCUCCCUUCAGUCUGUGAAACUCACUCACUAGAGGUGUGUCGGUGACACCUCUUUUCAUAGAGGACUCUUUUCAGUUCUCUCUUCAAUCCCAGCCAACUUGACCCUAUCCUUUUCUCCCCUCCCGCCACCCGCUUCUCUAUCCUCCUCCCCCGCCCUCCGACCGAGUGAGUCACUCUCCACCCACCUCAAAAUGGCCUCCAACUCGACCUAUUUGGCCAUUCCUGGCUCUGUCGCCUUUUCCCACUCUCGUGGACGCGCUGUUGCUGCCAGCAUUGGAGCCAGCGAUGUUCGUGCGCAAUGGAUCCAUUAUGUCCACCUUUCUCAGCCAUUGGACGAGCCCCAGCGCGCUGUAUUGGAGCAGCUCCUCCGCUAUGGUGAUAUUACCGAUAUCCCCCCUACAUUCACUGCGGAGGAUGGCUCUUUCGACGUCUACCACGUCUACCCUCGGACGGGUACCAUCUCCCCUUGGAGCUCCCAAGCGACCGGUAUCUCUCACGUCUGCGGCCUGCGCCAGUAUGUGAAGCGCAUCGAGCGGGGUAUGAAGGUCUCAUGCCUGCGCUCUGGCAGUGGCAAUUACAAAGACGGCUUCCAAGAUGUUCUCCAUGACCGCAUGACCCAGAUCAUGAGCGAGACCGAACCGGAUCUUCACUUGAUGUUCUCGGAACACAGCCCCCGACCCCUCGAGACGAUUCCGCUUCACGGCAGCGACAAGAGCCCCAAGGAGGUCCUCCAGGAGGCAAACAAGAGACUUGGAUUGGCAUUGGAAGAGUCGGAAAUCGAUUAUCUGGCUGACGCUUAUGGCCCUAACGGCCCGAUCGCUCGGGAUCCUACCGACGUUGAACUCUUCAUGUUUGCCCAGGUCAACUCGGAGCACUGCCGUCACAAGCAGUUCAACGCUUCCUGGGUCAUUGAUGGAAAGCAAAUGCCCAACAGUCUCUUCUCUAUGAUCCGCAACACCCAUAAGAAGAACCCCGAUUACACGGUGAGUGCUUACAGCGAUAACGCCGCCGUUCUCGAGGGAGAUCACUCCGCUUUCUGGGCUCCCAACACGGCUACCGGAGAAUGGGCCCACACGAAAGAACAGGUCCACUUCCUGGCCAAGGUUGAAACUCACAAUCACCCGACGGCCGUUUCGCCCUACCCCGGUGCAGCGACCGGAUCCGGUGGAGAGAUCCGUGAUGAGGGCGCUGUGGGCCGUGGUUCCAAGCCCAAGGCUGGUCUUGCGGGCUACUGUGUCUCCGAUCUCAACAUUCCUGGCUUGAAGCAACCUUGGGAGAUGGAUGUUGGCAAGCCUAACCAUAUUGCCAGCCCAUUGGACAUCAUGCUGGAGGCUCCCAUCGGAAGUGCGGCCUUCAACAACGAGUUUGGACGUCCCUGCAUUACGGGAUACUUCCGCACCCUUCUGACGGAGAUUGAUGUCGGCAAUGGUCAAACUGAGGUUCGCGGUUACCACAAGCCCAUUAUGAUUGCUGGUGGUGUCGGAACCGUCAGACCUCAACACGCCAUCAAGGAGCCCGAAGCGGUCAAGCCUGGUGCUUACCUCGUGGUUCUGGGCGGACCUGCUAUGCUCAUCGGUCUCGGUGGAGGCGCAGCAUCCAGUAUCACCUCCGGUGAAGGUUCUGCGGAUCUGGACUUCGCCAGUGUUCAGCGUGGCAACGCUGAAGUUCAGCGCAGAGCUCAAGAGGUGAUCAACGCCUGUACUUCCAUGGGCGAUGCCAACCCUAUCAAGUUCAUCCAUGACGUCGGAGCCGGUGGCCUGUCCAACGCUCUUCCCGAGCUCAUCCAUGACUCCGGCCUGGGCGCUACUUUCGAGCUUCGUGAGAUCGACAGUGCCGACAAGAGUAUGAGCCCCAUGCAGAUUUGGUGCUGUGAAGCUCAGGAGAGAUAUGUCAUGGCCGUUGGUGAGGAGAGCAUGAACAAGUUCACUGCCAUUGCCAACCGUGAACGUUGCGGUUUCUCCGUUGUCGGCCGUGGCGGUGGUACUACGGAAGAGGAGAAGAGGCUCAUUCUCUUGGACCGCGAGUCCACCGAGUACCCCAAGCCCAUUGACCUGCCGUUGUCUGUCCUUUUCGGCAAGCCGCCUAAGAUGACCCGGGUGGUCGACUCCCGCAAGCUGAAACUGCCCGCAGUCGAUGCGAGCCUUUCCACCUACCUGCCGUCUCUUGCAACAAACCCUCUUGAGCUCCUCGAGGAGGCUGCCAAGAGAGUUCUGUCCCUGCCUGCUGUCGGCUCCAAGUCCUUCCUUAUCACCAUCGGUGACCGGACAGUCGGUGGUCUUACGGCUCGCGACCAGAUGGUCGGUAAGUGGCAGACGCCCGUGGCGGAUGUCGCUGUCACCGCCACCGCAUUGGUUCAAGGCGUGAAGUCUGGUGAGGCUAUGGCUAUGGGUGAGAAGCCCACCCUUGCCCUCAUCUCGCCGGCUGCUUCGGCCCGCAUGGCAGUGGCUGAGUCUCUUAUGAACAUCGCUGCUGCCGACCUUGUGGACCGCCUCAGCCGCGUCAAGCUCUCUGCCAACUGGAUGUCCGCCAGCAGCCAUCCUGGUGAAGGCGCUGCCAUCUAUGAAGCGGUGGAGGCGAUCGGUAUGGAACUUUGCCCCAAGCUUGGUAUCAGCAUUCCUGUUGGCAAGGACUCCAUGUCCAUGAAGAUGAAGUGGAAGGACGAGGCUUCUCAGGAGGCGAAGGAAGUCACUGCCCCCAUGUCUCUUGUCAUCUCUGCUUUCGCGCCUGUUGCCAACUUCCGCAAGACGUGGACCCCCGCUCUCCGUCGUCUGGAAGAUGUCGGCGAGACUGUUCUGAUGUUUGUCGAUCUGUCCUUCGGCCGCAAGGCAUUGGGUGGUUCCGCUCUCGCCCAGGUCUUCAACCAGGUUGGAGACGAGUGCCCUGAUAUCCGCGACCUUGAGAUCUUCAGAGAUUAUUUCGAUGCCACCCAGCAGCUGCAGGAGGCGGGCAUCGUUCUAGCUUACCACGAUCGCUCUGAUGGUGGUCUUUUCACCACCCUGGCUGAAAUGAUGUUCGCCGGCCGCUGCGGUGUUGAGAUUAUGCUUGACAACAUCUGCGCUAGCUCCAGCACCAAGGAUGUCGUGGAGACCCUGUUCAAUGAGGAACUCGGUGCUGUUUUCCAGGUACGCAAGGAGCAUGAAAUCCAGUUCCGCUCUUGCUUCGCCACCUGUGGCCCUCCUGCUGGCUUGAUCCACAAGAUUGGUCGGGUCUCGGAGAAGUCCAAGCAGAACCUCACCAUCUACCACAAACACACCUUGGUUCACCGCAACAGCCGUGCCAACCUGCAGCAGACCUGGGCCGCCACGUCUUACCACAUGCAGAAGAUGCGUGAUAAUGCUGCAUGCGCCGAUCAAGAGUAUGCUAGCAUCCUUGAUGACGCUGAUCCUGGUCUGUCUUGGAAGGCGACUUUCGAUCCCAAGGACAAGGCCAUGCCCCUCUUGACUAGCUUGACCUCGCUGUCGCCCUUCAGCAACAAGCCCCGCGUUGCCAUUCUCCGUGAGCAAGGUGUCAACAGUCAAGCCGAGAUGGCGUUCGCCUUCAACAUGGCUGGUUUCUCUGCUGUCGAUGUUCACAUGACUGAUGUCAUCUCCGGCCGUGUCUCGCUGUCGAGCUUCGUCGGUCUGGCCGCCUGUGGUGGUUUCUCCUACGGGGAUGUGCUCGGUGCCGGUCAGGGUUGGGCCAAGUCUGUCCUGCUGCACGACAACACCCGCAGCGAGUUCCAAACCUUCUUCCAGCGCCCUGACACUUUUGCUCUCGGUGUCUGCAAUGGUUGCCAGUUCCUCUCGCGCCUCAAGGAGUUGAUUCCUGGAGCCCAGAACUGGCCCAGCUUCGAGCGUAACGCUAGCGAGCAGUACGAGGGCCGUGUUGCCUUGGUGCGCAUCUCUGAUUCCGACCCAUCUCGUCCCAGCGUCUUCCUGCACGGCAUGGACGGUUCUUCCUUCCCCAUCGCCGUCGCUCACGGAGAAGGUCGCGCCUCGUUCGCUCCUGCUUCCGGCACCACCGCGCAGUCCUUUGUCAGCGAGGGUCUGGCUCCCGUCCGCUACGUGGAUAACGCAUCUCUCCAGCCCACCAUGAAGUACCCUGCCAACCCCAACGGCAGUCCCGAGGGUAUUGCUGCUGUCCGUAACGCUGACGGUCGCGUGCUGGCCAUCAUGCCUCACCCCGAGCGCACCGUCCUGGGCGGCAUUGCCAGCUAUCUGCCCCCCAACGCCGAACAGUGGGGCGACAUUGGCCCGUGGGGCCGUGUCUUCCUCAGCGCCAGAAGAUGGGUCGGUUAAGCGGUGGCUGCAGCCUUCGCUCUGGUUCUUGUUUGUCGGGUGAUGGCACUAGGAAGAGCCGUGGGGGAAGAUGCUAAAAACAAAUACAAAGGUCACGGCGCAUGUCUUGAGUUUCUACCUAAUGAUAUAAAUACAACGUUCCCCUUUUCUUGGGGCUGCUUCUUAUGAUGACAUUGUGUGCAGAAAAAAUCAGUGUUCGGAAUAGUUCGCCUGAUUGGUCGAUCGAGGUUUAGUGCACAGCCAGAACACAGAAUGUGAAUGAGUACUAGUAUGAAUCAAUUACUUUCUUGCAUUGUUUCUGGUUGGAUCAAGUAAGGGGUUCGUGUGACUUGCUGGCAAGGAAGAAGGUGAUUCGCAUAAUACUAUAGAGGAACGGGCCUAACGCUAAGCGAAAGGGUCCUUUCUUUCAGCUUCCCAGCUAAACUCAGCCCUAUAUCCUGUUUCUUAUAAACGAUUCCGGGGGAGAACCCCCGGACCCCC
Molecule: messenger RNA, 4776 nt
Organism: Aspergillus saccharolyticus JOP 1030-1
Lineage: Eukaryota; Fungi; Ascomycota; Eurotiomycetes; Eurotiales; Aspergillaceae
Product: phosphoribosylformylglycinamidine synthase
Exons: 1
Coding region: 211-4296 (1361 amino acids)
Biological process (GO): 'de novo' IMP biosynthetic process
Molecular function (GO): phosphoribosylformylglycinamidine synthase activity
Source: RefSeq, a predicted model, not a curated record